Mesocricetus auratus (golden hamster) is the source of this 1806-nucleotide messenger RNA. Its product is annotated as zinc finger protein 54-like. The transcript has 3 exons. The record is from RefSeq and is a predicted model, not a curated record. Gene Ontology annotation, biological process: regulation of transcription by RNA polymerase II. The coding region runs from base 43 to 1434 and encodes 463 amino acids. Gene Ontology annotation, molecular function: RNA polymerase II cis-regulatory region sequence-specific DNA binding; DNA-binding transcription factor activity, RNA polymerase II-specific. Lineage: Eukaryota; Metazoa; Chordata; Mammalia; Rodentia; Cricetidae.
GGAAGCAGAGGCAAGGUCGAUAUCAGUGAGCGGAAGGCCAGCAUGGUCUCCACGAAUCUGCUGACAUUCAGGGAUGUGUCUGUGGACUUCUCCCGGGAGGAGUGGGAAUGCCUGGACUCUGCUCAGAGGGCUUUGUACAUUGAUGUGAUGAUGGAGAAUUACAGCAACCUCCUCUCUGUGGAGAACUAUUACAUACAUGAUCGUGUCCAUCACCAUGUGAAGACUGAAAAGGAGUCUUGUCAGUGUGAUGAGCUUGACAAAGUGCUUCAUGACCCCUCCACAUGUGCACUUCAUAGAACAAGUGAAUCUACAGAAAACUCUAAUAACUACACAUGCAGUAGUCACAGGGAUGCCUCUGUUGACUCAUCAAACCCAGACAGACAUGAAAGCAUGCGCACUGGAGAAGAACCUUGUCAAUCUAAAGACUGUGAGAAAUCUGUAAAUUUGUGUUCCAACAUUACUCAAGAUCACAGAGUCUACACUGCAGAGAAAGAACACAGGCAGGGAGAAUAUGGUGACUGCUUUGACUCUACAUACAAUCAUUUGCAACAAAAAAUUUCCUUUGGGGAGAAACCACACCAAUGUGGGAAAUGUGGGAAAUACUUCAGUGCUGCCUCAAGCCUCACUGUACAUAAGAGAAUACAUACUGGAGAGAAACCUUACAAAUGUGGAGAAUGUGGCAAAUCCUUUAACCAUCGAUCAAAUCUUAGAACACACCAGAGAGUACACACUGGAGAAAGACCUUACAGUUGUAAGGACUGUGACAAGUCUUUUACUAUAUACUCAUAUCUUGCAGCACAUCAGAUAACUCAUACUGGAGAGAAACCCUACAAAUGUGCAGAAUGUGACAAAUCCUUUAUCCAGCGUUCAAAACUUAGAAUACAUGAGAGAGUCCACACUGGAGAGAGACCUUACAUGUGUAAGGAAUGUGACAAAUCUUUUACUAUGUACUCAUAUCUUGCAGCACAUCAGAUAAUCCAUACUGGAGAGAAACCCUACAAAUGCAAAGACUGUGACAUGUCCUUUCUCUGGAUUUCUACUCUUAGAAUACAUCAGAAAAUUCACACUGGAGAGAAACCUUACAAAUGCAAAGACUGUGACAUGUCCUUUAAUCGGUUUUCAAAUCUUAGAAGGCAUCACAAACUUCAUACUGGAGAGAAACCUUACAAAUGUGCAGAAUGUGAUAAGUUCUUUACCCACAAGUCAAAUCUUAGAACACAUAAGAGAGUUCACACUGGAGAGAGACCUUACAGUUGCAAGGAAUGUGACAAAUCCUUUACUAGGUGGUCCAACCUCAGAGCACAUGAGAAAAUUCAUACUGGAGAGAAACCCUACAAAUGCAAAGACUGUGACAUGUCCUAUAUCCACCUUUCCAGUCUUAGAAGACAUCAGAGAGUUCACACUGGAGAGAAAAAUACCAUUCUCAUAAUGUGACAUAGCAUUUUUUUUCAGUAUUCUCUGCUUAUAAAUCCCAACAGUCUACAUCAUGUGUUACGGGAUACAUUCUUGUAUACUAUGAAGAUGUGUCUUUGCCAAUGUACCAUCUAAUAGAUUUAAUAAAAAGCUGAAUGGCCAGUGGCUAGGCAGGAGAAAAUAGACAGAACUCAGAAGAGAGAGGAACUUGGAAUGAAUCUGGUGUGGUAGGAGAUGCUGGCAAGACAUGGGAGGAGUUCAACAUACAGAAUGGAGGAGAGGUAAAGAGCCAAUUGGCAAAACCAAGGUUAAUAGAACAUGUGUUACUUUAAGAUAUAAGAGCAGGUUGGGAACAAUCCUAAGCUCUAUAGAGGCCGGCCAAGUUUUCAUGAU